Molecule: messenger RNA, 993 nt
Organism: Hirsutella rhossiliensis
Lineage: Eukaryota; Fungi; Ascomycota; Sordariomycetes; Hypocreales; Ophiocordycipitaceae
Product: reverse transcriptase (RNA-dependent DNA polymerase) domain-containing protein
Exons: 6
Coding region: 1-993 (330 amino acids)
Source: RefSeq, a predicted model, not a curated record
AUGCCAGACCUCACCUUGCAAGAGAUUGAGGAGAAGGUGAUGGCGGCGAAGCCCUGGAAAGCGCCUGGUGAGGAUGGCCUUCCUGCGAUCGUGUGGAAGAAGCUCUGGCACGUGGUCAAGCACCGGAUCAUCCCUCUGAGGAAACCAGAUAAAGGAGACUACACCUGGCCAAGGCGUGGCGACCGAUUUCUCUCCUGUCGACGCUUGGCAAGAUUCUGGAGGCAGUCGUCGCGGAACGUAUCAGCUAUGCAGUCGAGGCUCAGGGCUUUUGCCCGCGAACCACUUUGGAGCGAAUCUACAAGGCCUGGAGAACGGGCAGAGUGCUCAGCCUCAUCAGCUUUGACGUCAAAGGCGCAUACAACGGGUGUGCAAAGAGCGAAUGCUCGAAAGGAUGAAAGCCGAGGCAUCCCGAGUCGACUGGUCAAUUGGAUAGACGCAUUCUGCUCGGGACGGACCGCGUCGGUGGUUGUCAACGGGCACACAUCCGAGCAACAAACCCUGCCGCAGGCCGGCCUACCCCAGGGAUCUCCUCUGUCGCCAGUGGCUUUUCUUUUCUUCAACGCAGACCUGGUGCAAAGACGGAUCAAGUCAAACAGAGAUGGUAUCCAGUCGAUUAUCGAUGAUGCGCUUGAUUGGGAGAAGCGCAGCGGCGCCACAUUUGAAGCAGAGAAGACAUCCUUCAUCCACUUCACGCAUCGCGGGCGUGACAGCGACCUGCCUCUCAUCAUCAAAAACGAUGAACACAUCGCCAGAGCGGCCGCCAAGGGGCUGGCCGCGGCCAUGUGUUUGAAACGACUGAAGAUGGCUUCGCCACGGAUGGCGAGGCAACUGGCCCAGCGAAUCGGAGCCCAGGCUGUCACGGGAGGCUUCCGCACGGUGGCAACGGCAGUGGCCGAGGCCGAGGCCGGCGUGCAAUCGUUCCGAGAACGGCAUGCUCAAGCGGCAGCGAAAUUCUGGAUAAGGAUGCGGACGCUCCGAAGACGCAUCCUCUGA